This is a messenger RNA of Neoarthrinium moseri, 897 nucleotides long. RefSeq lists its product as uncharacterized. NCBI's taxonomy places the organism in Eukaryota, Fungi, Ascomycota, Sordariomycetes, Amphisphaeriales, Apiosporaceae. Bases 1 to 897 code for a protein of 298 amino acids. Gene Ontology annotation, molecular function: DNA-binding transcription factor activity, RNA polymerase II-specific; RNA polymerase II cis-regulatory region sequence-specific DNA binding. The transcript has 3 exons. The record is from RefSeq and is a predicted model, not a curated record. Gene Ontology annotation, cellular component: transcription regulator complex; PcG protein complex. Gene Ontology annotation, biological process: regulation of transcription by RNA polymerase II.
AUGGCAACGACGAUAUAUACAAGCCAGCCUGGCGCUCACUAUGGCUACCCUCAACCACCACCGUCCCCGCCGAUAGAUGAGGCAUCGAGGUGUUCCCUGCCGUCUAUCUCGAACUUGUUGGUCGUGGCAGACGCCGGUUCCCCAACUACGGAGCAGUCUCCUGCGUCGCAACAACAGCAGUCCCAAUCUACCAAGCCAGAGACAAGGCCCAACUCGUCGCACUAUGCGAGCAACGGCCCCUCGAGAGCGGCGAUGCCGCCGACACCGCCCAUGAGCACUGAUGCAUCUUUCGAAGGCCACGGGUCUCCGUCGACAAGAUCAGUCAGCCAAGUGUCAGUGGUGUCGGCUCCCAACUACUACUAUGAAGCCACGCCUCCCCUCGAGAGCGAAAUCCAGCGUCACCAGAUGCCCGCAGCUGCUAUCCCUCGGGUACCCAUCCAGGCUCCGGGAUACGCUCAGCAGGCCUUCGCAGCACCCCCGUACAUGAGCCAACCGGCUCUGUCCUCGUACUAUCCCUCAGCUGUCCACCCGCCGACACAACCCCAGAUCUCUGGCCUCUACUAUCAGAGACCUUUGCCUCAGGCAUUCCCUCCUAUGCAUGUGUCUGUUCCGUUGGCACCAGCAUCUGGCCCGAACCCGUGGCAACACCACCACUACAUCUCCCCUUCUUCGGCAGCUUCGUUCCCGCAGUCCCAGGAUCGCUACAUCUGCCAAACUUGCAACAAAGCCUUCUCCCGCCCCAGCUCGCUGCGGAUCCACAGCCACUCUCACACCGGAGAGAAGCCCUUCAAGUGCCCGCAUGCCGGCUGUGGGAAAGCUUUCAGCGUGAGGAGCAACAUGAAGAGACACGAGCGUGGCUGCCACAACUUCGAGUCUGGCGCAUCUACUCUGCGCUAA